GGCAGAGUCGCAGCGAGGGCAGCAGAUUCCCUCUCCCACGCGUGCACCAGACAGUGCAUAGACCGAUCAUCACCAUUCCCCUUCGCAUAUCCGCCGGCGGGAGGUGUUUGCUGCGCUGCUCCAGCUUAUGUUACUCAGCGCCUGCUAAUCGUCUCCGACACGUCCCGUGCAGCGCAAAGAGCAAAGGCGCGCCCCACCACGCAGGGCUCAUGACAUCCUCACCCUCAACAGCCAAAACUUCUGGCUUGCUUUCUUCCGCUACUACAACUACCACUUCGCAACUGCGAGUUGACUCCAUCUCUCAACAUCUACACCCCACCAACUCUGCGAACAUGUCUGGACAAGUGGAAGCUGUCGGCGACUUCGGUCUCAUUGGCCUCGCGGUCAUGGGCCAGAACCUGAUCCUCAACGCUGCCGACCACGGCUUCACCGUCGUCGCUUUCAACCGCACCGUCGCUAAGGUUGAUCGCUUCCUCGACAAUGAGGCCAAGGGAAAGAGCAUUGUGGGAGCACACAGCAUGGAAGAAUUCGUGGCCAAGCUGAAGAAGCCACGCCGCAUGAUGCUUCUCGUCAUGGCCGGUCAGCCAGUCGACGACUUCAUUGAGAACCUGUUGAAGAGCGGCAUUGAGGAGGGCGACAUCAUUAUCGAUGGUGGUAACUCCCACUUCCCAGACACCAACCGCCGAACCAAGUACCUUGCAUCCAAGGGCAUUCGCUUCGUUGGAUCCGGUGUGUCUGGUGGUGAGGAGGGUGCCCGUUAUGGACCUUCCAUCAUGCCUGGUGGAAACGAGGAGGCCUGGCCAUACAUCAAGGAUGUCCUCCAGAGCAUCUCUGCCAAGUCUGAUGGCGAGGCUUGCUGCCAAUGGGUCGGUGACGAGGGUGCUGGUCACUACGUCAAGAUGGUGCACAACGGUAUCGAGUACGGUGACAUGCAGCUGAUUUGCGAGGCCUACGACAUCAUGAAGCGUGGUCUUGGCAUGAGCGGCAAGGAGAUGGCCGACGUCUUCGCAGAAUGGAACAAGGGCGUCCUCGACUCAUUCCUCAUCGAGAUCACCCGCGAUAUCCUCUACUUCAACGACGAUGAUGGAACAACACUUGUCGAGAAGAUCCUCGAUGCUGCUGGACAGAAGGGAACUGGCAAGUGGACUGCCAUUAACGCCCUCGACAUGGGUCAGCCAGUGACACUCAUUGGUGAGGCUGUGUUCGCGCGAUGCUUGUCCUCGCUCAAGGGCGAGCGAACUCGCGCCAGCGAGAAGCUCACUGGCCCAACACCAAACUUCACUGGUGACCGGGCACAAUUCCUGAAGAACCUCGAGCAAGCUCUUUACGCCUCGAAGAUCAUUUCAUACGCACAGGGCUUCAUGCUCAUGCAGAGCGCUGCCAAGGAAUACGGCUGGAAGCUCCAGAAGCCAGAGAUCGCCCUCAUGUGGCGCGGUGGCUGCAUUAUCCGCUCCGUCUUCUUGAAGGACAUUACCAAGGCAUACCGCUCGAACCCAGACCUCGAGAACUUGCUCUUUGACGACUUCUUCAACAAGGCUAUUCACAACGCACAAGAAGGCUGGAGAGACGUCGUCUCCAAGGGCGCUCUCUGGGGUAUUCCAACUCCAGCAUUCUCCACCGCUCUUUCCUUCUUCGAUGGCUUCAGGACAAAGGACCUCCCAGCCAACCUCCUCCAGGCCCAGCGUGACUACUUCGGUGCUCACACUUUCCGCAUCAAGCCAGAGCACGCCAGCGAGAAGUACCCAGAGGGCAAGGAUAUCCACGUGAACUGGACCGGCCGCGGAGGUAACGUUUCCGCGUCGACGUACAAUGCUUAGAUAUCUUCAUGACCAGCGCGUGUGUUGCUAUGAAUGCCAGCGAAACCAACUUUUCCCAUGCGGCCACCCUGUUUGGCGCCGCUUCCCUCCGACUGUCAGGACAUUUAGCCAGAAGCGGCGUCUUGUAUGAAACAAGUGGUUGGGUCGACAGAAAAGUAUAAAUCAUCAUGGAUAGAAUGAGGCCAAUUACAAUGAAAGCGAAAUGUUCGACGACUCAAAUGCUGUGUUUCUUCCCCGCCUACCGACUCUACGCAUGCUUCUUCUGAUCCUCCUCUACCCCCUUCAUCACCCAGUUACUAUGAUGCUUCGCAUAGUCCUCCGCCCCCUCCUUCGUCUUCAUCGCCUCCUUCAUCUCAAACUUAUCCGGCACAUCACACCCCCUCUUCACCGCCUCCCUCUUCUGAAUCGUCUCCAACCACCUCUGCAACGCCUCAAAACUCUU
Molecule: messenger RNA, 2259 nt
Organism: Cercospora beticola
Lineage: Eukaryota; Fungi; Ascomycota; Dothideomycetes; Mycosphaerellales; Mycosphaerellaceae
Gene: GND1
Product: NADP(+)-dependent, decarboxylating phosphogluconate dehydrogenase
Biological process (GO): pentose-phosphate shunt, oxidative branch; pentose-phosphate shunt
Cellular component (GO): cytosol
Molecular function (GO): NADP binding; phosphogluconate dehydrogenase (decarboxylating) activity
Source: RefSeq, a predicted model, not a curated record